AGCUCUGUGCCCGUCCCUGGAGCCGCCUGCCACCAGCCAAACCGCCCUCUUCAUGGAAAGCCCCGAGCAGCGGCCCCCUGGUGAUGGCAUCCGACAGUGACGUGAAGAUGCUGCUCAACUUCGUGAACCUGGCGUCCAGCGACAUCAAGGCGGCCCUGGACAAGUCGGCGCCGUGCCGCCGCUCCGUGGACCACCGCAAGUACCUGCAGAAGCAGCUCAAACGCUUCUCCCAGAAGUACUCCCGGCUCCCUCGGGGCCUCCCCGGCAGGGGCGCCGAGCCUCACCUGAAGAGGGGCCCUGAGGACCAGCCCGGGAGGCUGCCUCUCCACUCUGGCCCCGAUGCCAGCCCCGGCGGGGGUGGGGGCUUCCAGGAGAAGGCUCUGGGGAACCCCUACGGGGAGGAAUGUCUCGCUAAGGAGCAGGCCCUGCAGGGGCAGAAUCCAGAAGCUGCCAGGCCUGGCCAGGUGCCCAUGAGGAAAAGACAGCUGCCCGCUUCCUUCUGGGAGGAGCCGCGGCCCACACACAGCUACCCCGUGGGGCUGGAGGGGGCCCUGGGCCCUAGGGAGGGACCUCCCUGCGAGGGCAAGAGACGCUGCCAGCGCGUGGAGCCCGCGGGCCCUGAGACGGCCCCGGUGCCGCUCAAGAUGCCGGGGGUCUCCCUGGCGGGCCGAGUCAACGCCUGGAGCUGCUGCCCCUUCCAGUACCACGGACAGCCCGUCUACCCAGGCCCUCCGGGGGCCCUGCCGCAGAGCCCGGUCCCCAGCCUGGGCCUGUGGAGGAAAAGCCCGGCGUCCCCCGCGGAGCUGGCCCCCUUCUGCAAGGAUGUGGACGGCCUGGUGCAGAAAGUGUACAGACCCGUGGUCCUGAAGCCCAUCCCCACCAAGCCCGCAGUGCCCCCGCCCAUCUUCAACGUCUUCGGCUACCUCUAG
Molecule: messenger RNA, 929 nt
Organism: Condylura cristata (star-nosed mole)
Lineage: Eukaryota; Metazoa; Chordata; Mammalia; Eulipotyphla; Talpidae
Gene: FAM181A
Product: family with sequence similarity 181, member A
Exons: 1
Coding region: 84-929 (281 amino acids)
Source: RefSeq, a predicted model, not a curated record